Molecule: messenger RNA, 1510 nt
Organism: Ixodes scapularis (black-legged tick)
Lineage: Eukaryota; Metazoa; Arthropoda; Arachnida; Ixodida; Ixodidae
Exons: 1
Coding region: 28-1224 (398 amino acids)
Molecular function (GO): nucleic acid binding; zinc ion binding
Source: RefSeq, a predicted model, not a curated record
GCUUCCGAGCACUACGGUUGGAGAAUCAUGAGCUCCUCAGGAGCGUCGAUAACGGCCCUCGCCGGCCGCGGUUCAUCUGUUUCUUCGGCUAACUCGGAUUAUCGUAUUGUUCUGCCUCCUCUGCCAUCAGGAGCCAUUGUGCGCAACUCUGUGCUGCUGCACGGUGACGUGAGUGCUCGUCCAUACAAGAUAGGCGAUUUCAGGGCCGAGAUGGAACGUCUUGGUGUGAUCGGGCACAUCGAGGCGCUCGGCGCCUAUCAAAUGAAUCAUCUCUGGAUGGUGACCUUCAAGACGGAGGAAGCCAAGCUGCGCCUGGUCACCGCCAAGGAACUGGAGGUAAAGGGCAAGCGUUGCAUCGUUGUGGACCCGGAGAACGCAGACGUCCGCAUGAAACUGCAUUGGCUCCCCUUCCACGCGUCAGACGAAACCGUCAGGAGGGCCCUAGAGCCCUUUGGGAAGGUUCAGGACCUGACGCGUGAAAAAUGGAAGGCGGAAGGAUUCAUCGGCGUCCAGUCGACGACCAGACUGGUGCGGCUAAGCCUAAAGGAGGGCGUCACUUUAGAACGCAUUCCGCACCAGUUGAGGAUUGCUGGUGGCAACGUUCUGGUCGUGAUUCCGGGACGUGAUCCAUUAUGUCUACGCUGCAAAGGUACGGGACACAUUCGACGAGAGUGUCGCGUACCGCGAUGCGACGAAUGCCAUCGCUUUGGACAUGAACGAGACAACUGCGUCCGUACCUACGCUACAGUGACGCAGGAAGUGGUGGCGGAUGGAGAUGGUGUCCUCAACAUGGACGAGGAAGAGGCAGAGGAGGCCGCAAGGGACGUCGAAACUGAGGUUUCCGCCACAGUCGGUGCGAAAGAGGCCCCGGUCGAUGAACUGAAAGAAGUGCACCCUCCACAGUUGCAGCCCGAGGGGGACGCCAUGAAAUUCGACCAUGCGCAAGCGUCGAGCAGCAGCCCUGUCAUAUCGAGCGACGUCCAAAUGUCUAUAUCAAAAGACGUAGAGGCCAUCCAAGCUCUGGAAUCAAAAGACACGAACCAGGUCAGUUUGAGCGACGACAACUCCGACCUUAGCGACGCCAGUGAAACGUGCAUCAUGCGGCCAGGGGAAGCAUCAGCACGCUCUGAGUUCAAGUGGCACAAGAACACCACACGGAAGGAGCGCUUUAACCCGAAGCCGCGCAUCCCGACGGAAGAGCGACGUCGGCCGGCCCUUCCGUAGGUCACUUCUUUUUUGUUUUUCUCUCUGCUCACUACUCAUCUCUGGAAAGUGUCCUCGUCGCAUGACUUUACCAGCACCCCCUUUUCCACAAUAUGCGAGCCCUUAAGUUUGCAACCCUCAAUUGUGUAAGUCUUCUGGCGAGAAGAAGAAAGCAAUGGGUGCUGGACACGAUUCUGCGCGAGCGGGUUGAUGUCGCUUUCUUGCAAGAGACCAAGAUUGCCACAGACGGUCAAGUGGAGGAGUUGACGCGCUUUUUUGAUCGUCACUUCGUCAUCUUCCUGUCGAG